UCUUUUUCCAGUGAUAAAUAUGCACUCGCGUAUGUGUAUGUGCAUGUGUGAGUAUUUGCUUAGAUGUAGGACCUGUUGGUAUGAACAAGUGAAACGAACGACAUGUCUGUGCAUGCGAGAGAUCUUCUUCCACAGUGUACUUCGUUUAGGUUUUUCAUGCUGCAGGUUCGCUCUCAGGUUUUCUCUCUGCUUUGAGAGAAAGCCACGAGAGACCGUUUCUGUCUCUUCUUCCCUUGGAUGUCUGGACACUCCAUCAUGUCUAUCCAAGACGGCCGCUUUGCCGGGACCUUCUCCCCCCGCUGUUCCCUUCCUUCACCCCCAUCUUCUCUUCUUUCUUCUCCAUCUUUUGCCUCUACUUCUUCUCUCCCUUCUUCUUCGCCUUCUUCUCUUUCUUCUUCCCCCUCGCUUUCUUCGCUUCCUCGCUCUCCUGCUCUGGACCUCCGCAGGAGAGAGGAAAGGACCGACUGGGGAGAGGAAAGAGAACCAGAAAGAAGAAAACGAGAACCAGAAAGAAGAGAGCGAGAACCAGAAAGAAGAGAACGAGAAGCAGAAAGAAGCGAACGAGAACUCUCCGGUUUGCUCCACACAAACACUGGCAGCGACAGAAGGGAACGACGCUCUCGUCCUCUCCAGACUGUCUUUGAGGGGGAUCCAGCGCAACUACAUGAGAUGGAGAGAACAGGGAGAGAGCGGGAGGACGAGAGGUCGAUACGUUCCCCGCCUCCUCUGUAUGCAUACAGAGCUGACGCGAGGCCGCCUAACUUCUCUGAAGUCGCUCACGGUCCCGCGCCGUUUCUUCGUCUUCUCCCUCACCCCUGCGCACUUUGUGGUCCUCAACUGCAUGCGCCUAAGGCUGAUUUUUUCGACCCAGAUGCCUUCUGCCUAUUUGGGAAGCGACACAGUCAGAGGCAUGAGGGAGACGACUUGUGUCUCCUUCAGACCUCGCCCUGCUCAGCUUCCAAAAGGCAUCCUCAUCGCCUUCUCUGCGCAUUCGAGCGACGCAAGCGUCUUUACGUUUCCGCGCUCUCGGCGCAGACAGAACGCAGGCGGCUCCUGCCUCUCCUUGCGCUCUCCGAGCCUCUUACUUGGGGAGCCUUGUCGCUGCCGUCUUUCUCCCGGAGAGAAAAGAGAAACUUUUUCUCGUCGUCUCUCCCUAAAGGAACCCCAACACUCGAGGCAGAGGGACCGAGGUGCGAGACUAACGGUUUUCGAGCAGGCGAGAAACAAACGCUUUCUUCAUGGACAAUUCGUGUUCACUCCCAGCGGAAACUCAAAUUCCAGCCUGCCGCUGCCUCUUCCUCUUUUUCUUCCUCUGCUUCCUCUUCUUGUACUCUCUUUUCUUCGUCUGUCUGCCAUUCUUGUUCUCGUUCUUCUGCCUUCGUUCGCCGCUUGCCUGGGCAGUCCGUGCAUGCGCGGCAGCGAGAGACGCAUGCGUUGUUCUCGCUUUUCUCGAACUUCGCUUUGUUUGCUCAUCCCUUUGGGGACAGUCCGGCCGGGGGACUUCUUGCAGGGCUGCUGCGCGAGUCUCCGCGACGCGGCGCGAGCUACGCCCAAGCUCUCUUUGUCGACGAAGUAUCCUCUGAACUUCUCGCCUGCUACACCUCAGCUCCACACCAUCCCCCUGGCUUCGCCACGGCUUCUUGCGCGACGAUCGCCGCGUCUGGAGACCCCCCUCAGAUCGGACGCGAGAAGCAAGACGCGCGCGACAUGGGGAGAGGGCCGCGCAACGCAUGCAGAGAACAUCCGCGAGCAGGCACUCCGGACAACGGGAGCGCCAGAGGCGACGAAACGCAGGACCGGCGAAGGGUGGAGAGAGGCGAGUCGGCGACUUGCCGCUCUGCGUCCUCCCGCGCUUUCCUGGAGAGAUUCCUUGUGGGGACAGGAGCAGGUCACCUCUCACUAGGCGGCCUGCGAAAGGAGACACUGGGGAGACCGCGCCUGCACAGAGAUGGGCGAGAGAAGGUUCUGUCCACUCGCGGGGGGACGACGCAAGGCUCGGGAGACGAAAGUGGACGACGCGAGAAGAACGCGAAGAACGCCUGGCGUCUUGAAACUUCUUCCGUGAGAAACGAAAAGUCCGCGAAAGACACACAGUCCCUUACUCGAGAGAUCGGCGGCGAGAGGCAUGGAAACGCAUGUGAAGGGGGAGUCCCAGAACGGAGUUCAGCAGAACGACUUUCAACAGAAGCGACAGGCUGGAAUGACAAACCGGAGGCACUGGAGAGAAGAGAAUGCACACUCAGCGCAGCCGCAAAGGAACUCACAUACCCUCCUCUCUCUGUCUCUCGAAAUGGACGAGACCGCAUCUUCUACACCACCGUUGUCUCUCCUCCGUCGCAAGAGGAGAGCGCGCGAGGAGAGAGAGUGAAUUCUCGCCGUCGCCGCCUUCGGCAGAACGGACUGCCUCGCUUCGGGCACUCUGCUCGUUGGAGCGUCGCUGCGGCGCGACCCGCGUCGAGAGCAAGGACGGCGAGCGCUCAGGGAGAAACGCGGUCUCUGUCGCCUUCGUUCUCGCCUCCAGCGACAUGCGGAGCUCCGGAAUCGCAGCGAGGUCCCCGAGAACGAAGCACGCAGGCCGAUGCCCCUGGACAGGCCGACGAACUCUUUGCUUCCGCGAGGACCCGCGCGCGCGAGGAGAAGAAGAAAGGCGGCAGGAGAAAAGAGUCGAAAAAGCUCAGAGACAAACACAGUCCACUCGACCCUGGGCUGUUCACGUUCUACAAUGUCGACUUGGUUGGAUUCGGAAAAAGCGCCUGCAUCUACUCGCCGACGGACUACUCGCGCCGGGAGCAAGCAGAGCGCGUUGUCAAAGACGUCAUUUUUGCGAAUAAACUCCCCGCUGUCCACCUCGUUGGCCAUUCUUUCGGGAGUUUAGUCGCUGCGGAAGUCGCGCGGAUUCUUCCGCUGGGCUCUGUGAAAUCCGUUCUUCUCCUCGCGCCUGCGUACUUUGAAUCGACCCGACAAGCCAUGCAAAUUCUCACUGCUACGCACUUCCCUGCUGCCCAUUCGAUCGCGCAUCCGAUUGUGGCUUUUUUUAUCUUGAAAAUCGGUCGUCUUCUGCGUCCGGUUUUGGAGCCCAUUUUCAACGCUGUGGUUCCGAAAGAUGAACUUCCGCAGCUCUCUGUCGCGGACCUUUUCAGCAUCGACCCAGACGCGAUGGUCGGCACCAUUCUCUCCAUCGUAAAGGAGAGGCUAGAGGAAACUCUCCAGACACUCCAAGACAGAAGAAUCCGCAUCACCGUUGUUCACGGGACUGGAGAUGGUGUCAUUCCAAUCAGACAGUCUCAGGUGUUGGCGGAGAGGUACAGCAACAUUCAGCUUCGCCCCGUGAAAGACUUCGUCCAUCAUUUCCCCAGUUCUCACAGUCACUUUACUGCACAUCUUCUUCAUCAGGAAGUCUUACGAUAUCGAGAAGCCUCUUGUGUCCGAACAAGCAUGCGGUCACACAGCGUCGCCACAGCUGUCGGUUGUGCAGCAGAUCCCUCCCUUUCUUUCUCUUCGCGGAACUCGCUGUAUACAGGAAGUGCCUGUACAGAAAGCCUCUAA
Molecule: messenger RNA, 3546 nt
Organism: Toxoplasma gondii ME49
Lineage: Eukaryota; Apicomplexa; Conoidasida; Eucoccidiorida; Sarcocystidae
Product: hydrolase, alpha/beta fold family protein
Exons: 8
Coding region: 238-3546 (1102 amino acids)
Source: RefSeq, a predicted model, not a curated record